AUGCUUUUCGGCAUAAAUCGUUUCCAUUUCCUCGUUCUCAUCACUUGGCAAUUUUCCAUAUUUUUUGCGUCCCAACAAAUUUUUCCGAUCUUCUCCAAUUAUGUGCCGCAAUGGAAGUGCGGUGAGUUGCGGAAGGGUUUCCGCGAGGGUUUCCGCGCGGAAAUUUCAAAUAUAAUGCUUUUAGGAGAUGGUCCGGUGACGUCGAAUUGCACAGUGUAUUUGGAGUGUAAGCAGAACAUCACAUUUGUGGAUGUUGCCUUCAAAUCAGCAGCGUUGGAGUGAGUUUUAUUUAUCAAACAUUUGCAUGUGGGAAGAAAACUGAGCGCGUGGCCUAGUGGUUAACGCGCGCGCCUUUGAAUCAUGAGGUCAGGGGUUCGAUCCCGCGCCGAGCUGAACUUUUUUUUUUUUUUUUUUGAAAAAUGACAAAUUUUUGCAGAUAUGGUUGGAUUUGCCCUCCCGACGCCUACAAUCAAUCGCUCUUCUCACAAACCCAGUUUGCCGGAGUUCUUCUAGGCACCUUCAGCUUCGGAGCAAUGGCGGACACUGUGGGAAGAAAGCCGGUGGCGGUUUUUGCGCUCUCCUUGGGCAUCACUAUGAAUUUCUUGACAGGUAGGCGUGGAAGCUUGCGGACAACCAAAUUUCUAUAAUUCCAGGUCUCGCACCGAAUCGCUACAUCCUGGUAGCAAUUCGAUUCUUCCUGGGUUUGGCUGUCGGUGGAACGUUGGUCGUUGUGUGCACUUUUGUUAUGGAAAUGUUGCUGCCGCAACAAAGAAUGGCUCUGCGAGCAUUCUUUAAUUGGGUGAGCCCAUUUUCAAACGAUGCUCCGCGUUUUUAUGAGAUGUAAAUGCGGAGCAUUGUUUGAAACAUUCAAAAUCGCUCGUUUUCAUGACGUAAACGCGGAGUAUCGUUGUUUUUACUGAUCUCUUAGGCUUCUAGGAAUGUUGGAAGAUUUUCCAAGCUUCUGAGUCUUCUAGAGCAGCUAGAAUUUUUUCUGAGCUUCUGGAAGUGCUCCCAGGCUUUCUAGAAGAGCUCCAGAUUUCUAGGAGCUUCUGAAGCUUACUGGGAGUCUUCCGGAGCUUCUAGAACAAUUUUCAGAGCUUCUAGAAAUCAUCCCAGGCUUUCUAGAAGCUUCUGAAGCUUUCUGAGAGUCUUCUAGAGCUCCUAGAAAUUUUUUCAGAGCUCCUAGAAAUUCUCCCAGGCUUCUAGUAGCUUCUGAAAAUUCUCCCAGGCUUUCUGGAAGCUUCUGAAAGUCUUCCCAGGCUUCUAGAAGCUUCUGAAGCUUUCUGAGAGUCUUCUAGAGCUCCUAGAAAUUUUUUCAGAGCUCCUAGAAAUUCUCCCAGGCUUCUAGUAGCUUCUGAAAAUUCUCCCAGGCUUUCUGGAAGCUUCUGAAAGUUCUCCAGGCUUCUAGAAGCUUCUGAAACUUUCUGGAAGUCUCCUAGAGCUUCUAGAACAAUUUUCAGAGCUUUUAGAAGCUUCUGAAGGAUUCGGGGAGUCUUCCGGAGAUCCUAGAACAAUUUUCAGAGCUUCUGAAGGAUUCUGAAAAUUCUCCCAGGCUCUCUAGAAGAGCUCCGGCUUCUAGAAGCUUCUGAAAGUCUUCCCAGGCUCUCUAGAAGAGCUCCAGAUUUCUAGAAGCUUCUGGAAAACCCCCAGGCUUUCUGAAAGUUCUCCAGGCUUCUAGGAGGUUCUGAAAAUCCUCUCAGGCUUUCUGAAACUGCUCCCAGACUUCCUAGAAGAGCUCCAGAUUUCUAGAAGCUUCUGGAAAAUCCCCCAGGCUUUCUAGAACCCCCCCCUCUCCCAUACCAACCCCAAAACCUUCCAGGGUGUUGCUCGCCUCAUGAUGACACUCAUCGCAAUGGCCCUCCCCGAAUGGCGUCUCAGCUCAAUCGCCUGUGCCAUCGCCGCCCUUCCCGCUCUCCUCAUCAUCGUCUUCAUCUUCCCCGAAAGUCCAACAUGGCUGCACAACAAGGGAAAAUUGGAGGAGAUGAAGAAAUCCGAGAAGCAUAUCGCAAAAGUCGCCGGUAUUCCAUACAUUCCAGUUGAGCACCAGAAAAUCGAGACGGGCGGAACGCAAAAAUCGAUUUUUGAAAUGUUCAAAACCGCCGGAGUUCUUCGCCGACUCUCGGUUCUAUGGCUCAUGUGGUUUGUCGCAUCGAUUUGUGGAUAUGCUGUUGAUCUCAACUCGAAUUCCAUCUCUGGAGAUCUGUUUUUCAAUCAGAUUCUAUUCUCGAUCCUGAUCGCUGUUUCGAAAAUGAUUCUGGUUCUCGUGGACACUUUUGUGCCCGGUUUUAAGCGGCGGACUUUGCAUCAGGGAGCUCAGGCGGUUGUUGUCAUAUGCUUUUUGAUUUUAGCGGUUAUGAGUGUGCAGAAGAAUACGGAGGUGGGUUGAAAUACGCUCUAAUGCACAGCUGUCUGCUUCUCUGCGUCUCUCACAAUCUUGUGAUCUCUAACCAGCUAGACAACCAGAGAGCACGGGAUUGCCAGAGACCCAGACUCUACCAAGACUUCUCUGCGUCUCUAACCUUCCUCACGCUCUUUAGCUAGACAACCAGAGAGCAAGGGGAGCUUGAGAGACGCAGAGAAGCCUACCGGAAAACUUCUCUGCGUCUCUCAAAUUCCCAUACUCUCUAACUCGAGCUUACCUGAAACCAAGUGCGCUCUAAUGCACAGUUAUCUGCUUCUCUGUGUCUCUCAUGCUCUCUAGAUUCAUUUGCGCUCUACUGCACACAUUUCUCUGCGCCUCUCGAAUUUACAUGCUCUCUAACUCAAGCUAACCAAGUGCGCUCUAAUGCAAAUUGCAGACGCCAAUCUUCCUAAUAAUCAACCUGAUCGGCACCGUUUUCAUCGAAUACACCUGGGAUGCGUGUUACCUUUGCGCCGUCGAAAGUAUGGAAACUUCAUGCCGUGCAAGCGGCGCCGGAACUUGCAGUUUGGUGGCUAGAAUUGGCGCCAUUAUUUCACCAUGGGUAAGUAUCCGCGUAAACGCGGAGCAUCGUUUGAAUGCGUAAAAGCGGAGUGUCGUUUUUGCAGCUUCUCUACACGAAAUUCUGGUGGCCACCAUCGGUCUACGUCACCGUAGUGAUUUUGGGAUCGAUAAACCUGAUUGUCAGCUAUUUUUUCUUGGUGGAAACCAAAAAUGUGAACUUGGAUAAUGUGCAUAUCACGGAGCACAAUCAUGAUGAUGAAAAUGGAAUUGAGAUUGGUGGCGAAAAUGAGGCGAUGCUUGACAAAAAACAUUGA
Molecule: messenger RNA, 3237 nt
Organism: Caenorhabditis angaria
Lineage: Eukaryota; Metazoa; Nematoda; Chromadorea; Rhabditida; Rhabditidae
Source: the annotation of a GenBank genome assembly